UCAGUAGCUGGGCGACACAGUGCGAAUGAAGGGCUGCAUUUUGUAUGUCCGUUAAUAGUUUUACUUAGGUUAUGUCUAGAUUUUACUGUAAUUCCGUUAUUGGCUUCAUAAAUCAUAUAGUCUAUGGUCGUUUAAUUUGUGUUUGAAUGGGCAAAUGCAUAGCAUUGCGACGACUGGUUGCGAUAGUGACAGCUAUUAAAGGAAUAGGAUGACGCUUAAAGGCUCGCUCGGUGUAAUAUGUGCAACUACAUAGACACUAAACAUGCUUUCUUUUUCUUAAAUAUCGUUGACUCACUUAUCAUUCAAGAAACCAGAGCUAGCGAGUAAAGCAUAGCUUUGAUGUUUGAUUGCAGUGGCUGAAAAACUGAUUUCAAACUGAGAUAAUAUAUUUUUUAUAUAAAGAAAUAGAGUAAUUAUUUGCUAUUUCGCAAAUUGAAGCCCAGUGUCGGCUGGUGUUGAUGGGCAAAAAAUAUUUUUAGACUUGUCCGGUAGCCUACUGUUGGCUUGAGAGAUUUAGGCCGGAGGAGAUUUCGACUGCAAGGUAGCAGAUAAGAUGGGGUCGGUGUUCCGAAGUGAGGAGAUGUGCCUGGCACAAUUGUUUCUACAGUCCGGUUCUGCUUAUGAUUGCAUAAGUGAACUUGGAGAAAUGGGUCUGGUCGAGUUCCGAGAUCUCAACCCCAGCGUCAGCUCGUUCCAGCGCCGUUUCGUCAGCGAAAUCAAGAGGUGUGAGGAGAUGGAGAGAAUUCUGGGGUACCUGUUAAGGGAGAUCCGAAAGGCCAGUAUAGCUGUCCCUGAGGAGGACGACAGUCCUGUCGCCCCUCCCCCUAAACAAGUCCUUGAAAUCAUGGAGCAGCUGCAGAGGCUGGAGGUGGAGCUGAGCGAGGUGGCCAGGAACAAGGAGAAGCUCCAGAGGAACCUGCUGGAGCUGACCGAGUACACACACAUGCUGAGGAUCACGCGCACAUUCAUACACAGCAGCUCUCGGCACGAGGCCCUGGGUCCCCAGUAUGAAGAAUUCCCCUCUACAGAGAUGGAGUCUGGGACAGGAUGCACCAACAUGCAGAGACUGGGAGCCAAGCUGGGGUUCGUCUCCGGUCUGAUCCAAAGGGUGAAAGUGGAGGCCUUUGAGCGCAUGCUGUGGAGGGUGUGUAAGGGCUACACCAUCCUCAGCUACGCCGAGGUGGACGAGAGCCUCGUCGACCUGGACACGGGUGAGAUCAACGAAAGUGUCGUGUUCCUCAUCUCGUUUUGGGGCGACCAGAUUGGACAGAAGGUUCAGAAGAUCUGCGAUUGCUACCACUGUCACCUUUACCCCCACCCUGAGAACGACGAGGAGAGGGUGGACGUGAUGGACAACCUCCGGACACGGAUCCAGGACUUGAACAACGUGUUGCACCGCACGGAGGAAUACCUGAAGCAGGUACUCCAGAAGGCCUCCGAGUCGGCCUUCACCUGGGUGGUGCAGGUGAAGAAGAUGAAGGCCAUCUACCACAUCCUCAGCCUCUGCAGCUUCGACGUCACCAACAAGUGUCUGAUCGCAGAGGUGUGGUCUCCCGUCAGCGACCUGACGAACCUGCGGGGGGCGCUGGAGGAAGGAUCGAGAAAGGGAGACGCCACCGUUCCGUCUUUCGUGAACCGCAUUCCGAGCAGCGACACUCCGCCCACCCUCCUCAGGACCAACAAGUUCACGUCUGGGUUCCAGAGCAUCGUGGAGGCGUACGGCGUGGGAGACUACCGCGAGGCCAGUCCAGCUCCAUACACCGUCAUCACAUUCCCUUUCCUGUUUGCGGUCAUGUUCGGGGACCUGGGGCACGGGCUGGUCAUGACGAUGUUUGCCCUCUGGAUGGUUCUGACGGAGAAGAGCCACAAGCGCAAGCGAUCCGACAACGAGGUCUGGGUGAUGUUCUUCCAAGGCCGCUACAUCAUCCUGAUGAUGGGCCUGUUCUCUAUCUACACCGGCCUCAUCUACAACGACUGCUUCUCCAAGUCCCUCAACAUCUUCGGCUCAGGAUGGAGCGUGAAGGCCAUGUUCACGGAGCAGCAGUGGACGAAUGAAACUCUCCAAACGAACCCUGUGCUCACGUUGGACCCCAACGUUUCCGGGGUUUUCCGUGGACCAUACCCCUUUGGAAUCGACCCUAUCUGGAACAUGGCCGUGAACCGCCUGUCCUUCCUCAACUCCUACAAGAUGAAGAUGUCCGUCAUCAUCGGCGUGGUGCACAUGAGCUUCGGGGUGGUGCUCAGCGUUUUCAACCACCUGCACUUCCGGCAGAAGUUCAACGUCUACCUGCUGUUCCUCCCAGAGCUGCUGUUCCUGCUGUGUCUUUUCGGCUACCUGGUCUUCAUGAUCCUCUAUAAAUGGAUGGCGUUCGGAGCCCGAGAUUCCCGCCUGGCUCCCAGCAUCCUCAUCCACUUCAUCAACAUGUUCCUCAUGCAGGGGGGGGACAACACCCCUCUCUACCCUGGACAGACAGGGCUGCAGAUCUUCCUGGUGGUGGUAGCUCUUCUGUCUGUGCCCGUGCUGCUGUUGGGAAAACCGCUCUACCUCUACUGGCUGCAUCGCGGGGCAAAAAGCUUGCGAGGACGCAGGGGCUAUGAGAGAGUUCGCCGUGUGAGUGAGGACGACAUGUCCACGGCACCAGCAUACGACGAAGACGAAGAGGAGGGCCUCGACGACCUCAUGACCAGCAGAGAGACCGCACGCAAGAAGUUUGACUUUGGCGACGCCUUCCUGCACCAGGCCAUCCACACCAUAGAGUACUGCCUGGGCUGCAUCUCCAACACGGCCUCCUACCUGCGUCUCUGGGCCCUCAGCCUGGCCCACGCUCAGCUUUCUGAGGUGCUGUGGGCCAUGGUGAUGCGUCUGGGCCUGAGGGUGACCUCCAGACUGGGGGUGCUGUUCCUGGUGCCUGUGUUCGGCCUGUUUGCCCUGCUCACGGUGUCCAUCCUCCUGGUCAUGGAAGGCCUCUCGGCCUUCCUCCACGCCCUCCGCCUCCACUGGGUGGAGUUCCAAAACAAGUUCUACCAUGGAACUGGCAUUAAGUUUGCCCCCUUUGAUUUCUCCGUCCUUCCCUCAGUCUUGGAGCAGGAAGGCCUGCUGUGACCACACUGAGCGAGCCACAACAAGGCAGUGUUUUAUUGCCGGGUGGGUUCUUAGAGUGUGAAUGUGGAGGCCCACUGUGACAACCAUGGUAGAAUGCAGUACACAGACUGAAACUCCCUGUUGUGCUGGGAAGACAUGUAGCAACAUUUUCACCUAAGACUUUUUUUAACAGUUACAGGCUGCACUGACCGCCUUCUAUCGAUGAGACCAUAUCCAGCGAACUCUGAACUCCGUGGGGUACAAAAUUACUGUUUAUGUAUGUUGAUACUUUGUAAUAAUAGGAUUAUUGCUGCUUAUGUAUUGGCUACCUAAUGCCAGUUACUGUUUGUGAAUUUAAGGACUUGAUUAUGAAUCAGUUGUGUAUAGGAGUUUUUUUAAUACUUAUUUAUUAUUUAACAUAUUUAUCCGAGACAAAUGUAAAGUUAAGAGCCCUUAACCCUUCUGAGUAUGUACAGGAAGUUAUAUCAAGCGUCCUGUCUGGUGCCAUUAGAAUGUCUUUGUAAACGACACACAUGAAAACCAUUGCUACAGAAAUGCACAUUAUCCACGUGAAGAAAAUACUGCUUUUGGUAAACCUUCUUUGGUAUGAGAAACUACUACUUAUUUUUGCAACAGACGUUAUCACUUUCCAAACAGAAAUGCAGAAAUGAUUGUAUAAUAAGAAAAAUCAGCGUUUAUAUUGAUGAUUACUGUGCUUAUGCCAAACGGAAGUGAUUUUAAGAGUGCUGGAGACUGUAAAUGUUUUUUGUUCAUUUUUAUUUGAUCGUUUCUGAUGUACUUUUAGGAUUGUAAAAAUGUUGUUGGACAUGAGUGAGAACAGACGCACCAGAUCAGAUGACACUGCGUUGGCAGUUGCAAUAAGCUCUCCUCGUGCCAUAAUACAGAAUGCGUUGAGGCAAGGACUAAAUGGCGUUAAUAUUUCUGUCUGUAUGAGAAAUUGUAUUUAAUCUUAUUUAUUAACCCCAUUUAAAUGUGAUGAGUGAAGUUGGAAGUAAUGCCAGCAAAUAAAAAGUCAAUGCACAAGAUAAAUAAACACAUCCUAGGGA
Messenger RNA from Hypomesus transpacificus, 4149 nucleotides. RefSeq names its product ATPase H+ transporting V0 subunit a2a (gene atp6v0a2a). The transcript has 20 exons. The coding region runs from base 554 to 3103 and encodes 849 amino acids. NCBI's taxonomy places the organism in Eukaryota, Metazoa, Chordata, Actinopteri, Osmeriformes, Osmeridae. Gene Ontology annotation, molecular function: proton-transporting ATPase activity, rotational mechanism; ATPase binding. Gene Ontology annotation, cellular component: vacuolar proton-transporting V-type ATPase, V0 domain; vacuolar proton-transporting V-type ATPase complex; plasma membrane. The record is from RefSeq and is a predicted model, not a curated record. Gene Ontology annotation, biological process: proton transmembrane transport; vacuolar acidification.